ACUGCAAUGGGCAAUAAAACACAAAAAGUUCCAAUUCUCUUUCUCUUGAAUUUUCUUGCAUUGGUUUUCAGAACCAAUGCAGGAGGAGACACAGUGAUUUACUGGGGCCAGAACGAGACAGAGGGUUCAUUAACCGAAACAUGCAACUCUGGACUGUACAACAUUGUGAACAUAGCGUUUCUUGCAAGAUUUGGCGGCGGGCGUAAACCCGAAAUCAACCUUGCAGGUCACUGCGACCCUGCAUCAAACGGUUGUAAAUUUUUGAGCACAGACAUAAAGAAUUGCCAGAAGAGAGGCAUCAAGGUGAUCCUCUCAAUCGGGGGUGGUGAGCCAGGGUACUCCUUGUCAUCCGCCGGAGAUGCUACAAACGUGGCAGAUUUCAUAUGGAACAACUUCUUGGGAGGGGAAUCCAGGAGAAGACCACUGGGUGAUGCAGUGUUGGAUGGUGUAGAUUUCGACAUUGAAGUUGGUGGUGGUGAAGCCUUCUACGCGGUGCUUGCAAGGAGACUCUCUCGGCACAGCAGAGGAGGGGGAAGAAAAGUGUACCUAACAGCAGCACCACAGUGUCCCUUCCCUGAUGAACACCAGAAUGGAGCACUGUCAACAGGGCUAUUUGACUUUGUUUGGGUUCAGUUUUACAACAACGAUUGUCAGUUUGACUCCGGUGACCCCAGCAAGUUCCAGAAUUCGUGGAAGCAGUGGGUGUCGUCCAUUAAGGCUAGGAAAAUUUAUUUGGGUCUUCCUGCAUCUCCAUCAGCAGCUGGUAGCGGCUUUGUGCCGACACAAACUGUGAUAAGGGAAGUGUUGCCUUUUGUCAAAAGAUCGCGCAAGUAUGGUGGAGUAAUGCUUUGGGAUCGCUCCGCUGAUAAGCAAACCGGAUUUUCCAGAACCAUCAAGGGCAGUGUUUGAGGUUUGCACAAAAACCAAGUUUGAAGUUUAGCUCCUUCACUUGUGUUGUUGAAUUCUGUUUCCUCGUAAAAGUGAAUAAAAAACGAUCCAAAUAAAGGGGCAAGUGUGUAUGUAUUACAUAGAUUAAGGACGUAGAAGGUCUUCAUGAUGCUUGAAAGAGUUGUUGAUUCAAUUUGAAACCAUGCAUGUAAUGUUGUCUAGUCUAUAAAAUGAUGUUGAUACGCAA
This is a messenger RNA of Vigna unguiculata (cowpea), 1135 nucleotides long. RefSeq names its product basic endochitinase-like. Gene Ontology annotation, cellular component: extracellular region. The record is from RefSeq and is a predicted model, not a curated record. Gene Ontology annotation, biological process: carbohydrate metabolic process. Gene Ontology annotation, molecular function: chitinase activity. NCBI's taxonomy places the organism in Eukaryota, Viridiplantae, Streptophyta, Magnoliopsida, Fabales, Fabaceae.